AUGAGCAGCAGCAGCAGCAGCGUUGGCGGUGGCGGUGGCGGUGGCAAUGGCAAUGGGAAUAGCAACGCUGGUCAGCAGUUUUAUGGCUCAGCUGGCUUUGGGUUGCAUCAUCAGCAGCAGCAGCAGCAACAACAACAGCAGCAGCAUCACCAACAGCAGCAGCAGCAGCAGCUCAUGGGCUUGGGCAUGGGUAUGGGAAUGGGCGUGGGCAUGGGCGUGGGCGUCGGUGGAGUGGGAGGCGGUGGCGGUGGCGGUGGCAGCGUCGGAAGCGGCUGCAAACGCUAUCAGCGAAAGUUUUACAAUCGCAACUAAAUCGCCCCCGUCGAGAAUCUAGACAAGCAACCACGAUAUAGUUAUCGACUUAUCGAUAUAUAAAUAUAUAUGAAGUACACAGAUUGUGUAGUAAUGCCUAAAAAUGUAAAACCAUAAAAUGUUCGUUUCGCUUUGACUGAGUUAAAGUUUCUUAGUUUAUAAUUGAAUAUGUUCUCAUUUCUCUCACAUACACACAUAAAAUCUUACCUAUAACUACUUACUACUAUGUAUGUAUAUCCUAUAUGCUACACGACUAUAUAAACAGCAUAUAAGUUCUCUCACACACACAAACGAAAACAAAAAACAAUGUUCAUUGAAUCCAUUUAACAAUGUAAGCGACAAUAUGCAACUUUAAUUUUAUUUUUCUCUCACUUUGAACACAUGUAAAUAUUUUGCGUGCAACAAACACAAAAUACAAAUAUUAGUUAAUAUGCAAAUAACAAAUAUUGUUACAUUUUAAAGAUACCAAUUUUUUUUGUUA
This is a messenger RNA of Drosophila nasuta, 793 nucleotides long. RefSeq names its product homeobox protein abdominal-A-like. NCBI's taxonomy places the organism in Eukaryota, Metazoa, Arthropoda, Insecta, Diptera, Drosophilidae. The coding region runs from base 1 to 312 and encodes 103 amino acids. The transcript has a single exon. The record is from RefSeq and is a predicted model, not a curated record.